Molecule: messenger RNA, 1903 nt
Organism: Abrus precatorius (Indian licorice)
Lineage: Eukaryota; Viridiplantae; Streptophyta; Magnoliopsida; Fabales; Fabaceae
Product: phospho-2-dehydro-3-deoxyheptonate aldolase 2, chloroplastic-like
Exons: 5
Coding region: 82-1602 (506 amino acids)
Biological process (GO): aromatic amino acid biosynthetic process
Molecular function (GO): 3-deoxy-7-phosphoheptulonate synthase activity
Source: RefSeq, a predicted model, not a curated record
AGCGGAUGAGAUAUUUCUGUCUCACUCUCACUCAAAAGUCAUUAUAUCGCAAUCUCUGUUCAGUUUUGUUGAGAAGAGAAAAUGGCCCUGGCGUCUUCGUCCCUUAUCACCUUCAAAGUAAAACCUUGUCCUUUCCUGUUUAGGCCUCAGCAACCACGCAGAUCCGUCGUUGUUGCCAAUUCUGCGGAGCCUUCGAAGACAACGGCGGCGGCGGCAAGAACUGCCCCAAUAUGGAGCGUGGAUAGUUGGAGGGAGAAGAAGGCACUUCAGCUUCCAGAGUACCCAGAUGAGAAGGAGUUGGAACAAGUCCUCGAAACCCUCUCUUCUUUUCCCCCAAUCGUCUUCGCUGGAGAAGCGAGGAGCCUUGAGGAGAAGUUGGGUCAGGCUGCUAUGGGCAACGCUUUUCUCCUUCAGGGCGGUGAUUGUGCCGAGAGCUUCAAGGAAUUCAAUGCCAACAAUAUCCGUGACACCUUCCGUGUCAUUCUUCAAAUGGGUGUCGUUCUGAUGUUCGGUGGCCAAAUGCCAGUUGUCAAGGUGGGGAGAAUGGCGGGUCAAUUUGCAAAGCCAAGAUCAGACCCGUUUGAGGAGAAAAACGGGGUCAAGCUUCCAAGUUACAGGGGUGACAAUGUGAACGGGGAUGUAUUUGAUGCAGCAUCUCGAGUUCCUGAUCCACAGAGGAUGAUAAGAGCCUACUGCCAAUCUGUGGCUACUCUUAACCUCUUGCGUGCAUUUGCAACUGGAGGUUAUGCUGCCAUGCAAAGGGUUAUUGAAUGGAAUCUUGAUUUCAUGGAGCAUAGUGAACAGGGAGACAGGUACCGUGAAUUGGCUCAUCGAGUGGAUGAGGCUCUUGGCUUCAUGAGUGCUGCUGGACUCACAUCUGAGCAUCCAAUCAUGACUACAACAGACUUUUGGACCUCCCAUGAGUGUUUGCUUCUCCCUUAUGAACAAGCUCUUACUAGGGAGGAUUCUACUACUGGGCUUCAUUAUGAUUGCUCAGCCCACAUGCUAUGGGUUGGGGAACGCACUCGCCAACUUGAUGGUGCUCAUGUUGAAUUUUUGAGAGGAGUUGCUAAUCCACUUGGCAUCAAGGUGAGUGAUAAGAUGGUUCCAGAUGAACUUGUUAAGCUGAUAGAUAUUCUGAACCCUAAAAACAAGCCUGGAAGAAUUACAGUAAUUGUUAGAAUGGGAGCUGAGAAUAUGCGAGUGAAGCUUCCCCAUCUUAUCAGGGCAGUUCGCAGAGCAGGUCAAAUUGUCACUUGGGUUAGUGAUCCCAUGCAUGGGAACACAAUUAAAGCUCCAUCUGGACUUAAAACUCGGUCUUUUGAUUCAAUAAGGGCUGAGCUGAGGGCAUUCUUUGAUGUCCACGACCAAGAGGGAAGCUACCCAGGUGGGGUUCAUUUAGAAAUGACUGGGCAGAAUGUGACAGAAUGUGUAGGAGGCUCACGGACUAUUACUUAUGAUGACCUGAGCUCACGCUACCACACUCAUUGUGAUCCAAGGCUUAAUGCUUCUCAAUCUCUGGAGCUUGCAUUUAAUAUUGCUGAGAGGUUACGCAAGAGAAGACUUAAUUCAAUGCAAUCUCUAGCCUCACUUAGAAUUUAGAAGAGAGCUGUAUCAUAUAUUUAAUUUUGCUAUGGACAGUGAACAAAUACUGCUGGGAGCCACUCCACCGAGUGCCAUAAGAACAUAAAUAGAUGGCACAAUUAAGUUGUCCUAUAUUAGUGUUACAAGACAGUUAAAACACUGCAGGUGUGCAUCUUGGUUGUACUUGAAAAGUUUUGUACUAAGUUUGGGGAAAGAAUGUGUAUUUAUGUUCUAGUAGUGAGUAAUGAAUAAACUUUUCGAGAUAUAACUGAUAUCACAAUGCAUCCGAAUGAUAUUUAUCAUAUGCAAGAUGGUUGUU